This is a messenger RNA of Centropristis striata (black sea bass), 3166 nucleotides long. RefSeq names its product sex comb on midleg-like protein 4. Gene Ontology annotation, molecular function: protein binding. The record is from RefSeq and is a predicted model, not a curated record. Lineage: Eukaryota; Metazoa; Chordata; Actinopteri; Perciformes; Serranidae. The coding region runs from base 260 to 1504 and encodes 414 amino acids. The transcript is spliced from 7 exons.
GCCUUUUGUGUUGUUUGCUUAUUAUCUGCUAAAUGCUUCUGUCUCUCACCGCAUUGCUCGGCUCAGUAUUCUGCAGCCUCUUAGUAUUUGGAUGUUGUUCACCUUUGCCAAAGCAUCCUGCUUCCUCUAGAAUGAUGCUAAUGCUGCUCUCUGAUGUGUGUUGCUGAGGAGGAAGGAUGAAUGUGCAAGUAAAGUGCAUGUUUCUUUGCGUUUCUAUAGCUUGAAGCUCAGUGGUUGUUUCCUUUGUCUGCAGCUCCAAAUGAGUGUACCUGCAGCAACGGCACAGAAGUCAGACAGCAACAACAGUGAAAUGCAAUCAGCUGCAGUGGCUCCCUCCUUCAUCCCCAGCCAGUCGGGGAAGAUACCGGGCAGGAAGAGAGGGAGACCCCCGCUUCGCAAUGUCGCCAAGAUGGAUUUUCCGAACCGUUACCCCGAAUCGCUCCCUCCACUCAAAGUGCCAAAGAAGAGGGGGAGAAAGCCAGGCUUCAAGCUCAAACCCCGGAUGGUGAUGACACCGUUGGCUAUCUCUCCACCCAGCAGCACCCCUGAGCCUGAUAUGAGUUCAAUUCCUCAGGAUGCCGCCACCAUCCCCCACUCUGCCACGCCCCAGGUGCUUACAGUCUGUAUCUACAUCAACAAACAGGCCAACACAGGCCCCAACCUGGACAGGAAGAAGAUCCAGCAGCUCCCCGACCACUUCGGACCCGACAGGCCCUCUGUGGUGCUGCAGCAGGCCGUCCAAGGCUGCAUCGACAGCGCCUUCCAGCAGAAAACGGUGUUCACGCUCCUCACACAAGGCUACGGGGGAGAAAAAAUAUCAGGUGUUGUACAAAGACCUCCCUCAGCCACAUUUGAUGGGAAGCAGCACCUUCUCAGCCUCCCUGUGGUGAACAGCAUCGACUAUGUGCUCCGUUUUCUAAAGAAGCUCUGCCGCAGCUUGCACUGUGAAAACCUCUUCAGUGAUCAGCCCAUUACCCAGCACAGUGGCUCCUACCAGUCCGACGCUGAAACAUCUAUGGCCGAAGACUACCAUUUAGACCAGUCCGACGGCAAACGCUACUCUGUAGACCCCGGCGAUUCCGCUUUCAGCUCCAUAAGCUCGUCCUACUCACCAAAGUCCUCCUACGGGUUUCGCUCGUCGCAGCAGUUCUCCAACGGCUCGGCUUCCAUGAACAUGUGCAGGCAGUCGUCCACCAGCCCCAACACGUUCCCAGAGAGCAACAGGACAGGAGGUUACAAUGCAUCUUCAGAGUCGCAGGAGUCCAAAGCUCCACCCAAUAAAGACCCAUCCACCUGGUCUGUGGAAGAUGUUGUCUGGUUCAUCAGGGACGCAGACCCCCAGGCUCUCGGCCCACAUGCAGACGUCUUUAGGAAACAUGAGAUCGACGGAAACGCUUUGUUACUCCUAAAGAGCGACAUGAUCAUGAAGUACCUCGGACUGAAGCUGGGGCCGGCCUUGAAGCUUUGCUACCACAUCGACAAACUAAAGCAGACUAAGUUCUGAAAACACUCUACGACACAUUUCCCCGUUCUUCAAUCCAACCAUACGCUUGAGAAGGUUCUCCAGGUCUGUGAGCCAAUGAGAAGAGAGCAGGGCCUGCAGGCAUGAGAUGCAUCACUUCCACUUCUGCCACAAGAGAAUAAAAGCUCACCGGCUGCUACUUUUAAGGUUAAUUUAACAACUUUUUGCUCAGAAAAAGAGGGCAAUAACAACUUUUUGUUCAUUUAUAAGCCUUAAGUGAAGUACAAUAAAGCUACACAAAGAGUGACAUGUUCAAGUAUCACACCAAUAAAACUUCAGUCUUUUAUGAAGACGUUAAUAACCUAUAUAAGCAUUUAAACAUUAGUAAGACCAGAGUAGAGUCCACCUUAAAUGCUGGCAUUAAAGCCGGAUUGUAUCAGGUAAUUUAGCUGAUACUCUACACAGUCCAGUAUCACCACAACAGUUUCUUCAGUCAUUUCACAUGUUAUCACUACGUAUUUGUUGUUUUUUUCAGUGUAAUUUUAUGCCUCAGAAACAUUAGAUGCAUGUGAAACCGAAAGGCAACAUUGACAAUGUUUUUAUUUUAACCCAAACAAUGAGCUUUUCCCAAACUUAACCACGUUGUUUUGUUUGAAUUCACGAUGUUAACCAUGUGUUGAAAACUGCAACAGUGCGUCUGAAUGUGACGAGCUGGAAAUGAGAACAGACAGUCCUUUUGUAUUCUGUGUGAAACCUAAAGUCAAUUUGAUGUUAAAUUAAUUAAGUUUUAAGUUAUCCUGUAAAUUAACAUCACAUUCUAACUUCACGCAUUACAUAGCUGCACCCAUUUUUUUUCUCCAAAUCUUUAUUGAAACUGUGUCCACUAGUUACAAACCAAAGUCAUUUUUUUAACCCAAACCCUCAUUUUUUCCCCCUAACCCUAACCAGGUAGCUUUGUUUCCUAAACAUUUAAACAUAUAUAACACAUUGUGUUUAAAUUCACAUGUAAAAAUGUAGUUUUUAUGCUUUAUAAUCACCACAGUAGGGAAUUAAAACAGGUUGCAGCAAUUUAGAAAUGUUGAAAUUCAACAUAUUUGUGGUCUUCAGAAAUGCCAAUAUUUAAUUCUGGCGACUGGGUUAAAACAUAUAUCACUAAAAUAAGUGACACGUCUCACACCUUAAACCUUCCUCUCAUCCCAUUGGCUCCUAAACUCUCAUGGUUGGACCCUCUUAGUACAUCUUGCUGAAGAUUUCCAUGAUGUCAUGUAGUGAUAAUCACAGAUUCACCCCUCUUUUUCCUCUCUCAUCUCUUACUUACUCUACUUUUGGCACAGAUUUUGAACUUAAAACCAUCAGAUUGUGGAACACAUCCUUCAUUCACACGUCAACAUAAUGUAUUCAGUAAAACACGGCCAGUGUAAGAAAAAGGUUUUGUCUCACAAACCUUCAUGAGCAGCACAUCCGUCUGCUGCAUGCAGAGUUCAUUAUAUAUACUGUAUAUUCAUCAUUUGACAAGAAAUGUAAGACAUAUAAACACUUUAUACCUUAAAGAAACUCUCACUUUGUCAAAUCUCACUAUAGGAUCUCAUGUUUACCGAGCUGAAAACAUAUCUAUACCUGUACUGAGACACAGUGCAUUAAAUACUACAUUGCUUUUUAAUUGAGAGAUUUAGAAAAUCAUUUUGAUACUAUUUUUUCACAUUA